This is a messenger RNA of Fusarium odoratissimum NRRL 54006, 2199 nucleotides long. RefSeq lists its product as uncharacterized. The record is from RefSeq and is a predicted model, not a curated record. The transcript has 3 exons. Lineage: Eukaryota; Fungi; Ascomycota; Sordariomycetes; Hypocreales; Nectriaceae. The coding region runs from base 550 to 1977 and encodes 475 amino acids.
AUAUUUUUCCAAUUGAGUAUAAACUUUACAUUUAUUUUGACCAUUAGCUUCGCGUCUAUGCUUGCUGCCACUUGCUUUUUUUUUUCUUUCUUUCUUUUUUUGGCCCCUAAACUGAAAGAAUUGUAUUAUUAGCUCAUGAAACUUUCCAUUAGAUAUUUGCUACAAUAAUAGAGCAUCAUUAUCAACACGGAAGCUGCCUCAGCUGAACGCCCCGCCACAGUCUCCUAAAGCAGGUUGGAGCCCCUAACAGUCAGUAGUAGCGCCUCCUCCGAGCUCACAACGCCAUAAUGUCUCUCCUAGUCUGCUUUUUUUUGACACUUCACUUUUUCAUCUUUUACUCUAAUCACAGCGUUACCUUAUUCUAAGUGACACUCUGAUCAUCUAGUGUCAGCUGUCUCCAUUGUUGUCUGGAGACGCGGCUGAAUAGCCUCCCACGUGCCAUCAUUCGUUUCAAACACCAUACGUAAUUCAUCUCCGCCAUCAUUGACAACCUAAUCAAGCUCUCUCCUAUCUGUGACCGGGCAAUCAGCCCCGGGCGGCACAGCUGCAAUGCUGAGGGUCAAGAGCUCGCGUCGUCCCGCGGGACUCAGGCCUACAGAUUACGAUCAUGAAAUUGCCCUAGUCGACCACGAUGCCGCCGCGACACCGACAGGGUCAGUUACACCCGAACCUCAUAAUAUAACGAGAUACUCAACAACCUCAAGAUUGUUGGACCUGGAGGAGGAACACGAGGAGGAACAGCAAGAGAAUCGUGACGAGCAAGAUGGCGGCCAAAAGAAGCCAUCGAGCAAUACGCCCAACAAUGCUCACACCAAUGAGCAUGACGAUUCCCAUACUGAGGGUGAAAGCCAGACCCAUCCAUCAUCGAACCGCAUUGAGAACGGCCAACCUUCAACGCCCCCACAAACAAGACCAUCCAUUGAAGUCCAAGAGCCAACCCCCGACGGCUUUCACGGAGAUCAUCCAAAUGUGAAGCCAAGGAAGCCUCAUGUCGAACGCGAGACAGCGAUAGACAUCCUUUACGAGAAUGAAAGGGGUGGGUUUCUCUGCGGCAUUCCUUUGUUUUCUUCGCAAGCUCUUGGAGGUCUUGAUCCACCUGCUUGGACCAACGGGUACCAUAAAGCUUCGCCAAGCAACAUCCACAAUGCACAAGUUCCCGACCCUACAUGGGAAUGGGCGUGGCCCGAAUGGCGAAUUAACUAUCAAAAAGGUGUUGACGAACAUGGCUGGGAAUAUUCCUUCCACUUUUCAAAAAAGUUUUCCUGGCAUAGCGGCAAGUGGUGGAACUCGUUUGUUCGAAGACGUGCCUGGAUUCGCAAGAGGGUGCGAAAGAGACCGGAGGAAGUGUCUGCCGAUCCGCACAUGCUCAACACGGAUUACUUCACGAUACGGCCAGCUCCUCACAAAUCACCAAAGUCUCGUGCGAGUGUCAUUAGCAGUCGUCUCAGUCGCUCGAGUAUGAGCCAGAUGUCGGCCGCGGACGCGGACGAGAAACCUGCCGAUAUUGAUAACGUGGACGACCUCAUGCGCGCUCUUCGACAAGCCAGGAUAGACCGAGAGAAGCUUGACGCUGUCAACAACUACAUGGAACAUGCAACGGACCUCCAAAACCUUCAGCACGAGAUGCAUGAGAUAAUGUCUUUGUUUGUUUUCCAACAAUCACGUCGCAUAUUGCUCAGCAGAUUGAUGGAGAUUCAUGACGAGACGACAACCCAGAUGAAGAAGACGAACACUUCUGAAUUACGAGAGCGAAACCAGGCAUUAAAGGAUGCCGUCCAUCAUGCUGAUGAAGAGGUUCGGAAGCUAGCCUACUGGAGCGAUGUCAAGCAAAUGGCCGAGAGCGGCGAGGCGAAAGAGGCAGUCAAAGAAGAUAAAGGGUGGGAUGAAAGUUGGGAAGGUGUCGACCAGAGCGGCGGCGCUCAUCCAAUGCGGGAAAAGGCCAUGGUUAACGGUAAAAAGGAGGCAUCGGAGACGUGAGUGAAAACGGUUGUCAAGUUUCAACCUUGUGAUGAGCAAAGAAACAUAGGCAUCUGAUGGGAAGCAGACAAGGCGUUGUUGCAUUGGUGCAGCUGGCGAUUUGAUGCUGGUAACUACAAGCUACUUGGUCACUAUUGUAAUACCUUUAUAAGUUUACUACAUACAUGAUUCGUUUUGGUUUAUCACAUUGACAUGGCCUUAUACACGACGAGUCAAGUCGAG